AUGACAGUGUUGGCUGAGCCAGCCCCCAGCGCCCCCGCAGAGAACACGUGUGGCGGGACGUUGAGAGGGCCCAGUGGGAUCAUCUCCAGCCCUGAAUUCCUCAGUGACCUGUCCAACGCUGGGGAAUGUAAGUGGACGGUGCUGGCUGACCCCGGAGACACCAUCUCACUGGUGUUCACUGACUUCCAGAUAGAGGACAAACACGGCUCUCUGGAGAUAGAAGGAUCAGAGCCGCCCAGUAUCUGGUUAUCUGGUGUGAAUAUACCAGCGCCCGUCAUCAGCAACAAGAACUGGCUAAGACUCCAUUUUGUGACCGAUAGGAGUCAUCUAAAUAAAGGAUUCACACUUCAGUAUCAAGUGAAAAGCUCUGGUGAGCAGAAAUCCAGAGGAGUAAAGUUACUACCGGGAAAGGACAACAAUAACAAAUGGUCUCUGAUGAACGAAGGAGGAAUUAAACAACUGUCCAAUUAUUGCCCGGAUCCGGGGGAACCUGAGAACGGCAAACGCCGAGGCUCUGACUUCAG
This is a messenger RNA of Oncorhynchus gorbuscha (pink salmon), 524 nucleotides long. RefSeq names its product CUB and sushi domain-containing protein 3-like. The record is from RefSeq and is a predicted model, not a curated record. The annotation marks the transcript as partial. The transcript has 5 exons. Lineage: Eukaryota; Metazoa; Chordata; Actinopteri; Salmoniformes; Salmonidae.